ACUUCAGCGUUUUUUAUUUACAAUAUAUGUGUAUAGUACAUUGACAACUGAUAUCUAGAUGACACAGAAAUAGGAGUGUAUCUUCUUGUAAUUCUCUAUGUAUCCUGAUGGAAGUCUUUGAUGGCAGACUAUGGGGAUCAUACUUCCUAAAAGUUGUUUUAAACAUUCAUUCAAAAGCAAAGAUCAGAAACUUGAGCCAGCUCCUACAUCUGCUGACGUGUUGACCAACCUCAUUGAAAAUAGAAUCGAUUCUCCAGAGUUCCUUAGAAGUGAAGAAACUGUGUACUCUGAUCAUUCUGAUGUCAUAAAUACAAGUCGUUUGAAAUCAAUAGAACUCCUUAGAAGUGAGGAAACCUUGUACUAUGAUGCCACAGACAGAAGUCACACGAAAUCAAUAGAUUCUGUAUUGAGUAGCGAAACAUCAGAUUAUGGAACACUUGGAAACGAAGGGACAUUAAAGAGAUUAAACAAGCGAAAGUCAGGAAAACAUCAGAUGUCGAAAUAUUCUACCGUAAGCAGUGUAACAUCAGAUUAUUACACCCUAGUGCGUGACAAGAAGUCAGCCAGGCGACAGUCAGAACAAGUAACAGCCGUGGUUGAGCCUAAAACAGACGCAAAGGGAAGUAGUGAUAAUUUUGAGGAACACAUGAGAAAAGAGAAAUAUGAAUUUUUGAAUUGUACUAAGCAACCUGAACAUAGCUCUUUUAUCCCGAUUCAAAGUUUUUCUAUAGAGAGUUUACCCCAGUCUUAUCAGAGCCAAGAAAUAUACAAUUUGGUCAUCGCUUUAAGUACUUUAGUGGUCAGAAUAAAAGUCUCUGCCAUCAGUCCUAACAGACCAAAACAUUGGCCUGGAAUCGAGACACCCUACUCAUGGCCAGAUGACGUGCAAGAUAAAACCGUGUUUGGUACAGGACGAGUUGAGGAAGUGACCAAAGGUCAAGAAAGUUGUCCGUGUGAAACUUGUAAAACAUCGUCCGCUCCAAGCGAAUUCUGGUGGCUGAUCCGAGUGGUUACAGCCAGUCACGUGGUGUUUGAUGACCUUGAAGCUCAGCAUACCUCGUGUGAGCUCUUCUACGACAGUGAAUCAAGCAAGGUCACAUCCAUCAAAGGCUUACGUCUGGCCUCCAGUGACAUGACCAAAGACCUGUCCAAACUGCUUUGCGUCACGUGUGACGUCACUCUGGCCGAAAAACUAGAGAAAUGUGUGGACACUUUCAUCGACGCUUGGGAGACUGCGUUUGAUAAAUACUUCGGUGACCAGGAGGCUGCCAAAGAAAAUCUGGUCAUUUUAAUAUUUCAUCCACACGGCUAUUACAAACAUUUGUCCGUGGGUCAUUACAUUGAAACACAUAAAGAGCUCAAUGAUGAUAAGGAAUUACAGUGGUCCACUUAUAACACACCCACUUGCACCGGAAGUGACGGAGCUUAUGUUUUGAACACAAAGUUGUUUCAUUCAUUUGAUUAAAAAGUAAACAACGAAAUUUUUACGAAAGGAAAUAUGUUAUUUUCUGUUUCAAAUAUUGUGCUAUAUUAAAAUGUACAAGUUAGCGGUUGAUAGUAUUAACUCCCUCUCUCGCAAAGAGCAAUCUACAAUCUUCCAACUAAGAAUAGGACACACACCAGAAGAAAUCCCACUCAUCCACCUCUCUUAGACACUGUCCUUAUUUGAUAUCAAGCACAUAAUUAAUUACCAAUUCUUCUUCUUAAACUGUCAGGUAGAGUUGAGUCUUCAGCUCUUGGAACUCUAAGCCAGCAAAAAAUGAACAAGAGCUCCCUCUCACCGGCCUGAAUGAGAACAGUGUACACUGACGGGUGGGUCAGACUCAGACUCGCGGCAAGAGACCGCGUACACUAAGGCCCCCGCCAUUUUACUUUUUCUAUACCAGGCUUACUAUGCGGGACACGCCAUUCAUGUAACGGCCCCUUGAGAAACAGCGCCUAGAUUGUGACAAGGUUGUGGGAGCUUUUUUACAACUCCGCACAGUGCAAUGAGGAUGCUCUCGCAUCCCCUUAGACACCCCCACGGGAGUCUUGUUUUGCUACCCUUUAGCCUAAUCGUUUCCUCUUAUGAUCGUUUCGACCCGGGUGCCACUAUGAGGCAGGGUAGCAUGCCCGGGUAAUUACCAAUAAUAAAUUGACUAACUGGUUCUUUUUUUUUAUCGAUUCUUGUUUUUUUUUUUUUGUUUUUUUUUUUUUUGGUAGAAAAAAUAAUUGUUUAAAGUUUCAACUUGAUCCGAGAUUCAGUCUGGGAGAAAUAACAUGUAUAAUUUUUAAAGGGCAAAUUGACCCACAAAUUUAAUUAUAUCUCUGAAUACCAAAGGUUUAAUUUCCUUGUUAAUAUCAAACACAAAUUUGUUAAUUAAACCGUAAUUAAUUGACUAAUUAUUUAUAUUUUGUUACUACGUUGAUUAGUGUAUUUUCUACGCCCAUGAAUAAUUGUGCAAAGUUUCAACUUGAUUCGAGAAUGGAUUUGGAAGAAAUAAGGUGUUCAAACUUUUUACCAGACAGACAGACAAACAGAUGGACAGACAAUAGAAAGAGUGAGUUAAUAGAAGCUUUGUAAAAAAAAAAAGUGGAUAAAGUGCUUUGUAACAAUGUUAGUUUACCAAUAUUUGUUAUCAAUACACGGCGGGACAUAAAGAAUCUAUUUAUUUAUUUUGCUGCCUGUGAUAACAAUGUCCAUGUCUCUUUGUAAAGGUUCAUUACAAUUCCAAUAUUCUCCAGAAAUUAAUUCAAUCCACAUAUUGCAAACAUUACAGUUGUUCCGAUUUAAACAACACUCAACACUGCGAUAAUGUCAGGAACAUUAUAGAAUACAGAUGAUUCAUUCAAUCACUAUCUAUAAUCGCAUCUAUUACUAGGAACACAAACUCGAUUGGCUUUCAUAAAUUGCAAAACAAAAAUAAAACAAGCAAAAUACUAAAAAGGGGACUAAUUCAGCUUAUACCACCACUUCAGUCAAGUACUAUUUGUUUCCCUUCUUUGAGAUAUCAAGCACAAUAAUUUUAUUACCAAUACUAAUUAAAUUAAUUGAUUAAUUUUGUUCAUUGAUUCAUCUGUUGUUAGUUAAAAGAAAUAAUCGUGCAAAAUCUCAGCUUGAUCAGAGACUGAGUGUCGGAGAAAUAACUUGUUCAGAUUUUUGGACAGACAGACAGACGGAGUGAGGUGAUAUAAGCUUUGUAAAAAAAAAGAUUAAAAUGGCCAAAGUGACACACCUGUACAACUCGUAACAGGAACUUCUAAUGUCUUGUUAUAUAGUGCAAUAGAAGCUAUUUAGAUUAGGUUGAAAUGCAUCCUAAUUAUAUGUACACGUGCUGUCAUAAGAUUGGCAUAAAUUUAUAAAUAUAAGAACCGUAUGGUAAAUAAGUAUGUGUGUUUGCACUCCAUGUCUAUUAUUGAUGUUAAUAAAAUGAAAGAUUGUAAGACAUACAUCUUAUUUCUUCAACGUCUACAAAUGUGAAAAUAUUUUCAAUCAAAUAAACUGUACAAGGAUAUUGUAAAUUGAA
Messenger RNA from Biomphalaria glabrata, 3506 nucleotides. RefSeq lists its product as uncharacterized. The transcript is spliced from 10 exons. The record is from RefSeq and is a predicted model, not a curated record. NCBI's taxonomy places the organism in Eukaryota, Metazoa, Mollusca, Gastropoda, Planorbidae. The coding region runs from base 131 to 1465 and encodes 444 amino acids.